Messenger RNA from Marasmius oreades (fairy-ring Marasmius), 453 nucleotides. RefSeq lists its product as uncharacterized. The transcript has a single exon. The coding region runs from base 1 to 453 and encodes 150 amino acids. NCBI's taxonomy places the organism in Eukaryota, Fungi, Basidiomycota, Agaricomycetes, Agaricales, Marasmiaceae. The record is from RefSeq and is a predicted model, not a curated record.
AUGCAUCGGCGAACUUUCCUGAAUAGACGCAGUCAGACUAACACCCUUCACGGUCGGAUGACUCUACGUACUGGCAGCAAUUUAGAACACCGCGGUGUUGCUCUGCCAGACGCCGAUACUGCCCUCGGCAUAGAGGACCAAGUUUCCGUCGCUCUGGCAAACGAGGCUGUAAGGAUGUUUAUCGCCAUUGGUCUUGGUGGCCCACACCGGGAAGCCAUCGGGAUUGUAAGCGACGCAGUUUCCGUCAGUUUGCAUCUUCACCCACGACACGUUCUCUCCAUCGACGGACCAGGACUUCCUUUUAUUCUCGAACCAAAGCUCGAUGUUGCCGUCCUGGGUGACUCUGAGUUCGUUGUGUCUGUUGUCGGAGAUGAGCGCGUAACCACGACCGAUGACGCCGUUCUCGGGGAGGGUAGAACCGUAGGGAUACUUGUAAGACAUGGUAGUUGUUAG